CACAAACACAACAACGCAUACGGAGCGGAGGAGGGAGGGGGAGUCCCGUCCCUGUCCCCGCCCCUAUAAAACCUCGGAAUCCUUGCGCGUCUACACGGUCCCAUAUCCCACCAUCAUCGCCGGACCGACCUGUUGUUGGUGGGCUUCGGUCGAUCUCAUGGAGCUGGGGCUGAGCUUGGGGGAGGCCAUGGCGGACGCCGGCCGGGAGCUGGUUCUUGGGCUCGGGGUCGGCCCGCGGGCCAGGAGGGAGGAGGAGGACGAGGAGGGGAGGAGGGGCCAGGACGUCGCCGCCAGGAGGGGCCUCGCGCUGCGGUGCGGCUCCUCGCCGGAGCCGACGAUGCGGCUCGCGCUCCUGCCCCUCGUGCCCACCCUCGGCUUCCCGUGGCCGUCCGACACCAGGCAUUUGGAGGCGUCGACGCGGGGGUUCGACGUGAACCAGGCGCCGUCGUCCGGGGGCUCGGCGUGGGGCGCGUGCGCGGCGGCGGCGGCGGAGGAGGAGGAGCAGGAGGACACCGCGGCGGCGGCGCGCGCGGCCGUCUCGUCCUCGCCCAACGACAACGACAGCGGGGGCUCCUUCCCGAUGGACUUCUCCGCGCAGGGCGACCGCGACGCGGCCCCGGCCGGCGGCGGCGGCGGCUCGCGCGGCAGCGACGAGGACGACGGCGGCUCGGCGCGCAAGAAGCUGCGCCUGUCCAAGGAGCAGGCCGCGUUCCUGGAGGAUAGCUUCAAGGAGCACAGCACCCUCAACACCAAGCAGAAGGUGGCGCUGGCGAAGCAGCUCAACCUCCUGCCGCGCCAGGUGGAGGUGUGGUUCCAGAACCGGAGAGCCAGGACGAAGCUGAAGCAGACGGAGGUGGACUGCGAGUACCUGAAGCGGUGCUGCGAGACGCUGACGGAGGAGAACCGGCGGCUGCAGAAGGAGCUGGCGGAGCUGCGGGCGCUCAAGUCGGUGCACCCCUUCUACAUGCACCUCCCGGCGACCACCCUCUCCAUGUGCCCGUCCUGCGAGCGCGUCGCCUCCAACUCCGCCCCGGCCCCCUCGCCCGCCGGCAUUGCCGCCGCUCCGGAGCAGCAGCACAGGCCGUCGUCGUUCGCCGCGCUGUUCUCGUCGGCCAGGAGCUUCCCGCUGGCCUCGUCCCCGUCGCAGGCCCCGAUGCCGGCGCCGUCGAGCUCGUGACUUCCGCUCCUCGUUGCCGUCGGAAGGGCAUGUCUGUAAAUACGCUCACCUUAAUAUUUCCGCUCCUCGUGUCCGGAUUUUUUUUGCGGCUCGCCAUUCGCCGAGCGGCCGAGGGGUCUGUGAGAAACGAGAACGCGUCUGUCGUCGGAUUGCCUGCCUGAACGGCCGAGAUGCUGAAUUAAAAGGAAAAAAUGUUGCAUUA
Messenger RNA from Hordeum vulgare subsp. vulgare (domesticated barley), 1379 nucleotides. Its product is annotated as homeobox-leucine zipper protein HOX11-like. The record is from RefSeq and is a predicted model, not a curated record. NCBI's taxonomy places the organism in Eukaryota, Viridiplantae, Streptophyta, Magnoliopsida, Poales, Poaceae. Gene Ontology annotation, biological process: regulation of DNA-templated transcription. The coding region runs from base 158 to 1177 and encodes 339 amino acids. The transcript is spliced from 4 exons. Gene Ontology annotation, molecular function: DNA-binding transcription factor activity, RNA polymerase II-specific; sequence-specific DNA binding.